AUUCAGUCGAGAGAUAGCUUUCUGCCCGGUGGUUGCUUGCGUUGUCGUCGAUUCGGUUCUUUGUGAGUGCGAGGUAUUCGUCGGUUUGCGGCAGUUUAGUAUCAGUCAGGUAGCCAUUCUUUGGUCGGAUACGGAUGCGUUUGGCAUCAUUUUCAUCUGGUGCGUGAUAGCUACGUAAUGUUAUUGAUGAGCAUAUUUUAGCCAGUUUCUCGCUAGAAGUGUCGGUUGAUUGAAUCAAAUUCUCGGGUUCUGUCCUUUUCGGCAGCUGUGCUUAUCAGUGGAUGAAUGAAUGAGUAAUCUGCAGUGGAGGCAGAUCAAUGUGCUGUGCAUCGUUAGCAGUGAUUAAAUUAGAUGAUGCAGUGGAUAUAGCUUAUUGGGGCAGUAGUGAGUAGUUCGUGUUUGCUGAUGAUUACGAGAUGUCAGCACCGAUCUUCCGAGUGACGCAAAUCAAGUGAUUUUUUUGCAUUUACUGUUUCUUGCGACGGUGUGGUAUGACGAUAUCAUGAAGAAGAGAUAAUCACCGUUUGAUAGACAAAAGUGACUAAAAUAUUUGCGCCCGUAGAACUUCUCUGUAUCAUAUUGUUCUUUUUGAAAAAAGUAUAUUUAAAUCUGCGCGUUCGCUUAGCGCCAAAAGGUUGAUGUAAAGUCGACAGUGAUUGGCCUGUGAUAACAGCAAAAAAAAAGUCGAAAAGCAUAAAAAAUCAGAAGAAAACCAGUUUGCGGCGUGAUAACAACAUAACGUUGGGAUACGCAGAAAAACAAUGUCACGAAUGGAUGAAGUGUUACCGGGUGGUAUUGGUGAUAACAAUAGCGGUGACGUAGAGCAGUUCGAGUCCGGUAAUAGUGGUUGCGGUUUGGCGGUGGUCAGUUCUUCCGAACCAAGCACGGCAGCAAUGGAGAAGAUAACGACGACGGCGGGUGUGACGACAGUACCGGCGGCGACGGCCACGAUAGCGUCACCGUCUGGCGAAACUGGUUCGCGUGCCACGGCAGAAGAAGCCACGGCUAGGACACGCGACGACUAUGAGCCAUGUGAUCCAUUAAUUAUCUUGAAUCUGUUUCAAUCACUUUCGAAUACGACCAGCUCGCUGGAGCUGCAGAUGAAGAUAAAUUUGCAUCUACAAAAACUCACCGAAUCACCAUGCGUGUUUCUGGUGCCUAUUCUUCAUUCCAGCGAGGAAGGCCUCAUACAGGUCAUCAACGAUAACGUCCUAGAUAAGGAAAUCCGAUUUUCGAUAAAUUCAACGCAUUUAAAAAAUGCCUCCCAGCACAAUGGAUACCCUUUCGUUAUAGAUGACCUGAAUAAAGACUUUUCGGAAGUCAUUGAGAUGGUGGUAGGCAACAAACACAAUACUCUUAUCUACGAUAUUAAAAGCCCCCGAAUCAGUAAACUUCAGACGCAGAUAUCCACCUCAUCCACAUCCUCGUCUGCGUCCUUCGAUGGGGGCAGCGCUGCGACGCAACACCAUUUCAACCACGCCAACGGCAGCAACAACAACGGUAGCAGUCGGAGCAAUCAUUCCCCCCUGCAGCAGCAAAUUGCUCUGUUUGUGUGUAUUGCCGGUGAAAACGAGUGUCGAUCUAGGUUCCAGUUUUACAUUGAAGACACGUUUAGAUAUGUACUGGGCCACCUGCUGACGGCAUUCGAUUUGUUCGAGGAAAAGCGGGUACGCUAUCAAUGCCAAAACCUGUUGCAGGUUGCCCGGCGGUUACUGGGCAAAAUAGGUGAUCUUGGCCAAUUGCUGCGGGGCGUGAUGACAGAAGCCAAAGAACUUGCCGCUGCCGAACGUUGUUCGCUUUUCCUGCUGGAUAAACAAACCGGAGAGCUGGUGUCGAAAGUGUUCGACGGCAACGAGGCUUCCAAGGAAAUUCGAAUAGCAAGCGGCAAAGGCAUCGCCGGCUAUGUGGCACAAACGGGAAAUCUGCUAAACAUCCGCAACGCUUACCAUCAUCCACUGUUCUACAAGGGUGUCGACGAAUCCACGGGCUUCAAAACGCGGAAUAUUCUGUGCUUCCCCAUUUGUGACGAGCAAGGCGUAAUCGGAGUGGCUCAACUGUGCAAUAAGCUCAACGGGUUUCACUUUGAUAAAUGUGACGAAGAAGUGGCUACCGCUUUCUCCGUAUACUGCGGUAUCAGCAUUAUGCAUGCACUGGUUCAUAAGCAAGUCCAAAAGGCGGAAGCACGCUACAAACUCUCCCAGGAACUGCUGCUCUAUCACAUGAAGGUGCCGGAUACGGAGAUUCAACACGUACUGGAAGCCGUCAACGCACACGAGGCGGAUCAGUUUGCGAUGGACUUGCCGCGGUUUGACUUCUGCCCCCGGGAAGUGAAAAACUAUGCUCUUUCGGUGCAAUUAUCAAUAAAAAUGUUCUACGAUCUCAACUUUGUGACCACGUUCCAAAUACCCGAAGACAAAUUGGCACGAUUUAUUCUGCUGGUACAAAAAGGCUACCGCGACACGCCGUAUCACAACUGGUGGCAUGCGUUUUCGGUGGCACAUUUUGCUUACUCGUUGAUGGUCAAUCUGAAGCUGAUAGAUAAUGGUGUUAUAACCAAAAUGCAAGGUUUCUCCUUCCUAAUUGCUGCUUUCUGUCACGAUCUGGAUCACCGGGGCACCAGCAACACCUACCAAACACAAUCCAGUAGUCCGCUGGCACGGUUGUACAGCAGCGAAGGAAGCGUCAACGAGCGGCACCACCUAUCGCAGGCGAUUUGCAUUCUCAACGACUCCAGCAGCAAAAUCCUCGACAGGCUUUCAACGGAGCAGUUCAAGGAGUGCAUUGACUUUCUAAGGGAUCUCAUUUUGGCAACCGAUCUGGCAAAUCACUUCAGGAUAAUGCCACAUCUGAAACGACUUCAACCGCAGAAUCUGUCCGAAGGUUCCAACCAGCGGUUACUUCUGUCGUUGAUGAUCACAUGCUGCGAUUUGAGCGACCAAAUUAAGAGUUGGAAAACGGUUCAACACGUGGCGCACCUAGUAUACGCCGAGUUCUUCGCCGAGGGGGACCUUGAAAAGCAGAUGGGCCUGCGGCCGAAUACUAUGAUGGAUCGAAAAAAGGCGUGUAUUCCGGUGCUGCAGAUCGAGUUCCUAUCGAUGGUCGUUCGACCAACCUUCGAAAUAUUGGCGCAGAUUUUCACAGAAACUCAACCAUUCCUUGACACGAUCGACAGUAAUCGACAGCAGUGGGUGGACAUCAAAGAGAACGGAGUCUGCUCUAGGACUAGUGACUGCUGUGAGAACUGCUACGAUACCUGUAAUUAGGAGCUGUGUGCUGAAGCCGUCGGUUGUGUUGGCUCGAGUCUAUCAUCGUUCGAUGCUAGUGAUUAGGUUUAGUUUAUACGAAAACAGUCCUUUAACCUGAGUGUAAUAUCUGUUCGUAAUGGUAUUCUGUGGUGAUUGCUGGAUAGCGAGAGUGUGUCUAUUUAUUUUCUAAUUAGGCCUAAUAGCGUAGAAAAAUGUGUUUUAUUGAAAAUAGUUGGUAAUCAAAGGUCCAUACAUCGAUCACUUUGUUUGCUGGCAAACGAUAAUAAUUAGAUGUACCUAAAUGUAAAGAAUGAUGUCUACUUUUAGUAAUUAAAUAAAUUUUAAUAUCUAGCAAUGUUAGUAAGAAAAAAUUCAACUUGAUAUUUGAUUGAAAACUUUACAAAUGCAAAUAGAAAAAAAUAUUCACAAACAAUAUAAAUGCUAUAAUGACAAUUA
Molecule: messenger RNA, 3701 nt
Organism: Armigeres subalbatus
Lineage: Eukaryota; Metazoa; Arthropoda; Insecta; Diptera; Culicidae
Product: cGMP-dependent 3',5'-cyclic phosphodiesterase-like
Exons: 13
Coding region: 762-3263 (833 amino acids)
Biological process (GO): positive regulation of gene expression; regulation of mitochondrion organization; cGMP catabolic process
Cellular component (GO): synaptic membrane; mitochondrial matrix; nucleus
Molecular function (GO): 3',5'-cyclic-GMP phosphodiesterase activity; 3',5'-cyclic-AMP phosphodiesterase activity; protein homodimerization activity
Source: RefSeq, a predicted model, not a curated record